AUGGCUCUUCUCUUAGGUAAUCCAGGCAAAGCGGGUGGAGGUGGUUUAAUCUGUAACCAUCAUGGGGAAUGGGUGUGUGGAUAUUCUAGAGCCAUUGGGCACACCACCAGUGUGGCAGCGGAACUACGGGCAUUGCGGGAUGGCAUUAAUUUGUGUGUUGAGUUAAACUUGUUCAGUGUCUUAAUUGAACUUGAUGCCAAGCUGGUGGUUGAGUUAUUGCAGAAGGAUGAGGGUAGUUUUAAUAGCAAUGAUACUAUUAUGGCUGGUCUGCAAAAGAUCCAGAGAACUAGAGUUCUACACUGCUAUAGAGCGGCCAAUAAAUGUGUUGACACCCUUGCUAGAAGAGGAGCUCUACUUUCCCAUGAUUUUGUAAUUUUCCAUUCCCCCACUAGAGAUGUUUCCCUUUUGCUCAGCCUAGAUGCUGAUGGAACGGUGUAUGAGCGUAAAUGCUCAGUUGUUGAUGUUUUUUAG
Messenger RNA from Quercus lobata, 471 nucleotides. RefSeq lists its product as uncharacterized. Lineage: Eukaryota; Viridiplantae; Streptophyta; Magnoliopsida; Fagales; Fagaceae. The transcript has a single exon. The coding region runs from base 1 to 471 and encodes 156 amino acids. Gene Ontology annotation, molecular function: RNA-DNA hybrid ribonuclease activity; nucleic acid binding. The record is from RefSeq and is a predicted model, not a curated record.